AUGGACGGUGCGCCAGUGCCUCUGGACGGAAGUGAGGCGUUUGUGACCUACGGUCGUGGUCUCCUGAAGGUCUUCAAUGCCGCGAAGAACUUCGGCUUCAUCUCCCCAGUCUUCAAAGGUGCAGCGGAUGUCGAAGGCCCGCCUCUUCCGCGAUCGGUAGACGAGGGCAUCUGGUUCUUUGGGAACCAUUCUCUCCCCUACCGUGCCAUCCCGGGUGUUGAGCUGACUUUCGAGAUUUGGGAGAACGCCUCUGGAAAAGCACAAGCCAGGAGCGUCUCCAUCGCCGCAGAGCCGAGUGCCGUCGUGCCGGUGGAGCAGAAGCAGGAGAUCCAACAUCAGCAUCAUCAUCCGAUGCCGGAGAAGGGCGGUGGCAAAGGGAAGGGCUCUCAGCUACAUCCGAACGAGCCGCGAGUGAUCUACCCUUCUGUCUAUGUCUCCGACGUCCCCGUGGAGUGGAACGAGGCGGCCAUCCGAAAGCUUCAUCGUCAGCUGGGCUUAAACCCGGAUACCAUCAUGGGCCU
Symbiodinium necroappetens is the source of this 521-nucleotide messenger RNA. NCBI's taxonomy places the organism in Eukaryota, Dinophyceae, Suessiales, Symbiodiniaceae. The record is from the annotation of a GenBank genome assembly.